Cuscuta campestris is the source of this 1718-nucleotide messenger RNA. Lineage: Eukaryota; Viridiplantae; Streptophyta; Magnoliopsida; Solanales; Convolvulaceae. The record is from the annotation of a GenBank genome assembly.
GUUUAGAUUUUAGAAUGAGAAGAAGCAAAGAAUAACUAACAAAGCAAAAAAACACCAAAGAAAUUUAAAGAAAAAGAAAAUGGCUUCCCAAUUGUUCAACCCCAAGAUCUCAUCUUCUUCCAAGCCCAUAAUUUCUCUUAUUCUCUGCUUUCUCUUUAUGGUCAUUGGUGUUUGUCCGGUCCGGUCUGCACGACCGGACCCCGAAAACUCCAACCGGUCGAGCCGGGCUUUGUGGCCCGGGGAAGAGUCGGAGAAGAUGAAGAUGAUGAGAGCUCAUCUCGCCAAGCUCAAUAAGCCUUAUGUCAAAUCUGUGCAGAGUUCGGAUGGAGACAUUAUAGAUUGCGUGGAAUCCGACAAACAACCGGCGUUCGAUCAUCCCUUGUUAAAGGGACAAAAGCCAUUGGAACCGCCGGAGAGGCCGAAGCGCCGGCGGCACCACCCCACGACGGCGGCCGGAUACGAGGAGGAGGAUUUCCAGGUGUGGAGGUCGUCGUCUGGGGAAUCAUGCCCGGAAGGAACUAUUCCGAUCAGACGAACACUUGAACGGGACCUUCUCCGGGCUUCUUCCCUCCAUCAUUUUGGGAGAAAAACCGUUCGAAGAGAUUCCACCGCCGGCGACGGCGCCGGCCAUGAACAGCAUGCAAUUGGGUAUGCGAGCGGAGAAGCAUACUAUGGGGCAAAAGCGAGCAUGAGCGUGUGGGCCCCACGCGUGGAGAAACCGUAUGAAUUCAGCUUGUCGCAAGUGUGGCUUAUUUCUGGGGCUUUUGGCGAUGAUCUCAACACCAUUGAAGCCGGCUGGCAGGUUAGCCCAGACCUAUAUGGGGACAAUUACCCUAGAUUUUUUACCUACUGGACGAGUGAUGCAUAUCAAGGCACGGGGUGUUACAAUCUGCUAUGCUCGGGCUUUGUCCAGACUAAUAACAAAAUUGCCAUUGGAGCUGCCAUCUCUCCAAUUUCUUCCUAUAAGGCUGGCCAAUUUGAUAUCAGCAUUUUAAUUUGGAAGGAUCCAAAAAGAGGGGAUUGGUGGCUAGAGUUUGGGUCAGGAAGAAUAGUUGGAUAUUGGCCAUCUUUCUUGUUUACCCAUCUUAGGACAUCUGCUGCAAGCAUGGUACAAUUUGGAGGGGAGGUUGUGAACAGUGAUAGCCCCACAACUCACACAUCAACCCAAAUGGGGAGUGGACAUUUUGCCAAGGAAGGCUUUGGGAGGGCUUCUUAUUUCAGAAAUCUGCAAGUAGUUGAUUGGGACAAUAGCCUCCUCCCUUUGUCUAAUCUCAAAUUUGUGGCUGAUAAGCCAAAUUGUUAUGACAUACAGGGAGGGGUUAAUCAUGUUUGGGGCAGUUAUUUUUAUUAUGGAGGGCCAGGGAGAAACUCAAAGUGUCCCUAAAAAUUAUUUGUAGGGUAUAGAUGUGCGGUGGGCACGGGUCUAGCGUUCUUGGCCGACUGAAUCACCAUGAUUUACCUCCUCCACCAUCCUUGUCGGGCCAAGGGGUGGGGGUGCCUAGGGUGGACGAUUCCACCUUUUGGACCGAUUUAUAAGGCAUAGAUGAUCGAGCAAAUCAUAGGAUGAGUAGUUUUCUUCCUUUCUUUUAUACCCCGAAUAGGGAAUUUUUUUUGUAAAUUUGUAUACGGAAAGAAAAAUAUAUACGCAAAUAUAGAUAUGAUUUUGUUGUGCAAUGUAAUAUUAUACUCCCUCCGUCCUAUAAAGAUAGGAACAUGUU